CACCGGUUCACUCCGCCAACGGCGCCCGCGACGUUCGGACGUGUCGAGCGAGAGACGUGUGACCGUGCACGGCCUCCGCCGGUGUUCCUGGGCGGACGAGCGCGAGCUUGUGACGGCGAGACAGCGGCGCAGCCGAGUGCGAGUGAAUCUGUCGUAACGCGACACGGGAGAACGUGUAGUAACCGCUGAGCCGUGUCGUGUGUUAUCCGUCUACUCUACUGCAGUGCGUCGAAAGUGCGCGGGAGAACGCGUGAGAGGGGGAGUCUGAGACGCGCGAAGACAGAGAUAUAGAAACAAUAGACAUCGAUUAUCCCUUUGUGCGCGAUCUAUCUCCGAUCGUUCGUAUCGCGCCGGGACAUCGUCAAACGAGAGACCGAGACAGCGAGGAGCGAGGAAGGAGAGAAUGUGAAGACAGUGCGAGAGAGCUAAGGGUUUUUUUUUUACUUCUCUCUCUGUCUCUUGUUUGUUUCGCACGCGGAGAUUCGUCGCCGGUUUGUCGUGGCUCACACACGUUACGAGCUUGGAGAGCGCGGAGUGUGAGGUCCCUCCCCUCCCUUCGAGGGUUUUUUUCUCGUUUCUCCUUCGCGUGACGCUGUCGAGCCUACGUAUACGAUCGGUGCGUUUCAGCGACGACGACGCGCGACGUGCCUCGUGACAGGGUAACGGGGUAUCCCGGAUUAAGCGGAGUGACGUGGACGGGAAUGGAAUCGUGUUCGCGGAAUAGCGGCGUCCGGGAAUAGGUGUGAGUGAGAGAGAGAAAGAGAGAGACAGACUCGUCGUUCGCGAACGACCGGACGACGACGCGACACAACGCGACGCAACAGCACGCAACGGCGCGGCGCGACGCGACGCGACGCGACGCGAUCCGACCCGACCCGACGUUCCCAUUUCGGUUUUCGUCGGCCGGCGGCGUGUGGAGUCCCACGGAGUGAGAGAGCGGCCGCCGGUGAUGCCCGACGACGAGCUCUCGUCGUCGUGAAACCGCGGAAGGUGACACACACGGCGCGCGUUUGUGCGUUCCAGGAGUAAACGGCCCGGCGACCUCGCGGAAGCCAAGGAGAGUGGGAAGAGAGCCCCCCGGAGAGCCCCCCUCGUCGGCGUCGUCGUCAUCGUGCGUCGCUGCUAUAGGAAGUUCUUUCCUCGGAGCGAAGUUGAGUAACCAUUACCAGGAUCAGCGCUGACAUCGAUCUUGCUCCGCCAAUGGAUAUGUCGCGAUGGGGCCCGAGAUAGAAAAUAGGUGCGAUGGAGUCUCGCGGAGCCGGCUUCUACUAUGAGUUGAGGCUUCGUAAUUAAUCGGGACUGGCAUGGAGAAGGAGAACUCCGCAUCGGGCGGGGGCGGUGGAGGCGGCGGAGGUGGCGGAGCUGAAGCGGCGGUGACUCCGGGCGCCACCUCCACCUCCGAGAAACUCCAGGCGGACCAGGCCAAUCCGUUGCUCGAUCCUACUGCACUCUUCGGCGCAUACUGGCCUCGAGGCGACAGCGCAGCGUCGUCGCUCUUCGGCGGGAUGCCGGGUGGUUAUGGCCUGGGGGCCCCCCAUUUGCCCUCGGCUUACGCUAUUCUGGGCCGGGGGGGCUCGGCGCCUGGCUUCGGGGGCCACACACCAGCCUCGGCGCCACCCCCGUCUCCGUACCCUCACAGCAGCCUCGGUACACUCAGCGUGGCCGCCAGUCAAGCUGCGAGUCUAGGCAUCAAUCCAGCAGCUAGUGCAUGGUGGACAAUGGCCUCUCAUCUGGCGGCGCAAGACUACCUCGCGAGGCUACAAGGAGCGGCAGGACUCCCAGGAUUUCCGCCCGGUGCCGAGAGCCUCCUGCCACCCUAUCCCGCCUCUCUACUUAAUCCCCCGUCCCUCUCGUCCCACAAGUCCAGUAAGUCUAAGUCAAGCAAGAGUCACAAGACACCAGCUAGCAGUAGUAGCUCAACGACGCCGAGCAUGACGAGCAGCAGCCUACCGGUGUCCACUCAACCACCGGUGACCUCUCAUCACAGCACCCCGGUCAGCAGCACGCCAAAUUCGCAAUCGAACGUCGUCAGUUCUGCGAAGGAAGGAAGUGAUCCUAGCAGUAUAUUGGGAGGUGUGCGCUUACCUCCCGACACAGAGAUCAUCAAGUAUACGUCGAGUAUAGUCGGUCCGAAGAUUCCUGGGACAACGAACCGUGGCAGGAAGAAGACAAUAUCCUUGGACACUCCCAGCGUCAGCGUACACCCGCCGCCCGUCCCCACCCUUAGCGCCCAUCAGACGAACACAACGUCAACCGCGUCGCUAAUGAUGGAACCGAGGAAGUAUAAUCGCACGACCGACUCGAACGAGUACAGAGAUUCGGUGGAUCGAGUAGAGGUAAUCAAACUGCCGGCCCAUUCAACGAACGGCUCCGUUCUGUCGGCGCCACCGAUAUAUACUAGCAGCAGCAGUAGCAGUAGCAGCAACGUGAACAACAACAUCAACGAUUCGGACGCGCCCCUAAAUCUCUCCCUGAAGCCCGCCACGACGAGCAGUAGCUCGCCGAUUUCUGGUAGUCAGCCGCUCAGUCAACUCAGUAAUUUAAGCCAAUCGUUACUUGCCUCCGAUCGAACGUCAAGACGAAAGCCUGGGCCAAAGCCGAGAAGAGUUCCGCAGAAUUCGGUGCCGGUGCCGGCGUCGCCUAGUCCUUCCUUGGCGCAACUCUUCGCUGCCGCAGAUUCGCCGCAGCGGCCGAGUAGCGGCAGCGAGGAGAGCGAAAGUGCGAGCACUACCACCCACCACAAGGACGGUAGGCCGCGAAAUCUUGGCCGCGGUGUGUCGAAGCCUAAGAAGAACACGGUCGCCUCGUUGCUGGCACAAAGCAGAGCUCUGGGAAUUAAACCUACUCCGACUUUGGAUCCAAGCGUGCCAUUGUCUCACCAAGUAUCGUUGCUGAGAUCGAACAUACUGGCGGCUCAAUUGCAGGUCGCUACUAGCCAGAGCGACGAUAAGUACUAUCACUUGCUAACGAAGAUACAGAAGAAGAAGCGACCUCGACCAAUUCGUGCUUCGUGGGCGAGGAGCCAUAAAUCUUUGCAGGAGAAGAUGAAAAACAAGUUGCUGGAGGCCUCGGGAGAAGAGAGUAACAUGGACGUGACCAGCGAGAGCGGCAGUAACACCGACGUUGUCACGGAUACCGAUGACGACAACGCGGAAGGCACACCCAGCGCCAAGAGGAGAAAGCUCAAGCCCAGCGAAAGAGACCUUCAAAUACCGUUAGAGCGCGGUUGGAAGCGUGAAACGGUUAUCAAGGGACUGGGAAAGACCGGAGUGAUAAAAGGCGACGUGUUGUAUUACAGCCCCUGCGGGAAAACUUUUAGGAGCAGUCCCGAUCUGGUGAAGUUUCUGGAGCAUCAGAAUCCAGCCGAGCUAACGACCGCCCAUUUUUCGUUUUCUUCCCGCCCAUUGGUCGGGGAGUUUCUGCAGCCUACGAUGGGUUUAGCAGACGCUGAAUUCGUCAGACUUGGUGCUCAGGAAGUAGCACGAAGACUGGAAGAGCUCAGAGCGGUCGGUGGUUUCAGAGACGCACGAACGAACAAUCAGUACGAGAGAGACAAGCUGGCUUACGCGAAGAAACUCGCGAAGGAAGAAGCACAACGGCACAAAGAACAAGCUAGGCUUAUUAAGGAGCAAGAAAAGUCGGAACGGUUGGAAGCCGUGAGACGAGAACGGGAAAUCAGAAAUCAACAGCUACUCGAGGGUCGAAAGCGGCUCGCGUUCACGAUCAAGCAGAAAAUGAAGAUCAUCCAAGAGAUCGAGCGCGGCAAGAGCAAGAGCGACGUGGCUCGCGAGCUGGGUCUGGCGAGCAGUACGGUCGCCACCAUCUGGAAGAAUCGCGAGAGCAUCGCCGAGAGCUGGCGUAACCGCGACGUGAUGCAGCAGUCGGACGUCGAGGACGUGCCGUCGAAGAAGCCGCCGUCGAUGUCGUCCCUCGUGUCGACGACGACCGGACUCUGCUCGCCGGUGCAGGCAAUAACGACGUCGAUGACGACGACGAACGCGAUCACGACGACGCCGCCGUCUCUGGUCUCUGGGGUGGUCGUGCCGCCUCCGCAGGUGCAGGUGAUACCGCCGGUACUACCGCCACCACCUUACCCUACCCUCACCCUGCCGCCGGCAUCGGCGGGCCUCGUACCGUCACCGCAGUCGACGACGUCGAUCUCCUCGUCGAACCUGUCAUCGACCACUACGUCGACCGGCACGACGACCACGAUCAUCCCGCUGGACAAUACCCACCAGCAGGCACAGACCCAGACGCAGAGUCAGGAACUUCUGGAGGCACGGAAAAAACGGCAGGAAGAGGUGGAGAAGAUCCGACUGGAAGAACAACAAAGGAAGCAACAGGAACGAGAGCUGAAGAGGCAGCAGGCGGUCAUGCUGAAGGAGCAGAUGUACAUGCAGGAGCUCACCAAGCAGCGCGAGAUGCUCUACACCGUCGAGCUGGAGAGGGAGAGAAGGAGGCAGCAUAUGGCCCUGGUACGGGCAUUGGAGAAUCGUCGGAAGAUGGAGGAGAAAGAGAAGAAACGCCUGGAGGCCAGGGCUGAGAGGAUAGCGACGAAGGAAAAGCGAGCAGAACAGAGGAGAGUCGAGAUGGAGUUGAUUGAACAAAUUCGCAAGCCCGUGGAGGAUAUGGAACUGACAGAUCACAGACCACUGCCAGAAGUCAAAAGAAUACCUGGACUCAAGCUCUCCGGGCAAGCGUUCGCAGACAUCGUCAUGGUAUUCGAAUUUUUACACAAUUUCGGGGAGACUUUAGGAUUCGACAUGGACUCGCUGCCGAGCUUGAGAAGUCUUCAACUCGCCCUUCUCAAUGAUGAGGAAGCCGAGGAGGAGAUGCUGUCAGUUAUGACGCACCUGUUAGUGUGUGCUAUUGAAGACCCAGGAAUUCCGCAACCAGCCAGACACACCACAGGCUUGGGUCAAAGUUUACGUCAAGCUGACAUCACUCACGCCAACAUUAGUGAAGUACUGCGAAUUUAUUUGUACGCGAACGCAACCGGCGAAGUAAAGGCUCUGACAGGGGUGUGCCUUGAGCGUGAGCGCGACAAGAAAUUUGCCGAUCAUCAUCAGAACGGCGGCGAUUACGCUUCAACCUGUUCAGGAAAGAACGCGCAGUUCUAUGAGCACUUACAUAACAACGAAACGUGGAAGAUGUCCGAAAGAUUAAGAGAUAAGCCUUUCCUAGCGUUGAAUCCCACGCAUAAGGCGCAGAUGCUCGCUUUCCUCUGUAAUGAGCUGCUGCAAAAUAAGGCUGUGAUCAGACAGAUAGAGGGUAGCCUCGAGACUGUGGCUCAGUUGAGGAAGGAGAGAUUCGUAUUGGAUACCAAAAUCAGAAAACUUAGACAAUUACAUAGUCGAAAAGUCCGAAUGGAGGCUGUGGGCGUAAUUGUGAACAAGAUUGGCGAUACAAUCACUAUCGAGAAGAAGGAAGGUGAGGAAGAAAGCAAUACUACGUCCACUGCCGUAGGAACGACACCUACACCAGACGAGAUUCAUCACGAGGAUGAAGUAGAAGACAUGUCUGAGAAUGAGAGUGAAGGCACUCAGCCAGAAGAGGAGGAAGACAAGAAUUUGUCUGGCGAAGAAUUGGGUAAGAAAUUGGAUAAACUACUGAAACAAUCGGAGGAACAAUUGCAAAAGCUGAAUAGCUCUUCGAAGCAACUCCGUGCGCACAUAUUCGGUCAAGACAGGUAUUGGAGGAGAUAUUGGGAAUUAGCAUGCUCUGGCGGCAUCUUUGUAGAAGCUAUGGAAAGUGCCGAACCGGAAGUUCUCGAACUUCAAGCAGAACUUGAUGAGAAGUACAAAAACAUGCCGAUAGAAGAGAAGUCCGAGGUGAAGCAAGAGGGCGAAAGCAAAACGAAUUCUGAAAAUCGUGAAAAUGAGGCACCGAACGAAGUUAAAGAUGAAAAGAAGCAUAACUCGAGCGAGCAGCAUGAGGAUACGAAAUCUCGUGGAGAUAAGGUCAAGUCUGAGAUAGAGGGGGUCAACUGUAAGAAGGAGCCUGUACAAAAUUGCGGCUCAGAGAAUUCUGAAAGUGUAAAGGAGGAGAAGAAAAACAACGACAUCGAUAGUACAAUGGCAGAUGCGAAAACAAAUGUCACGUCCGAGGAAAUAAAACAGGAGACGGAGGUAAUCAGUAAAGAUGUCGACAUGAAAGAGGAAGUGAAAAAGGAGAACGAAGAGAUGGACGAAGACACGCCGAAACCUUUGGUAAAAAUGAUGGAGGAUAAGAUCGUCGAAACAAUACCGAAUGGCGACAAGUUCAAUCACGUUAAUAAUCUGCACAAUGGGAAGGAACUCAACGGCUCCUUUAUUUCUAUUAUGUCGAUUAUUUCAGACAACAGCAAUGCCGAACCUAAUUGGUUCUCCAUUUUACCGCGUGAAACGUGCGAUACUCCGGGACCUAGCACUAAGCAAAUCUUUGGCAUAGCCGAGCCGACCGAGCUUAGAAUUCCAAUAUUCCCGCCACCGGCUAGUCCGAGUUAUGAUAGAUGCGACAGUCCAGCGCCUUUGAUAUUAACUCAAGAUGAGGCAGUGCAACUAGAAUAUUUGAAAGUGCAUGGUUUACCACCUCCAGGGGAAGCCAAACCAGUGCCGAGAGAUCUGAGAUACGGUUGGUCGAGGAUAACAGAUGUCGAUACUUUCCAAGAACUUCUAGAGCAUCUACAUUCUCGUGGUGUUCGCGAGAAAGAGUUGAAACGCACAACGUGGGCAACGAUGGAGUCUUUCCUAGCUGUAACCGGUAGAAUUAAUGUUGAUCCUGGCAACAUGGCCGCCACGGAACUUCAAGCGGAACCAGAUGAUCCCAAUACACCAAUUCCGAUGCCUGACGAUCCGAGCAUUUGGAGCGAACAGGUUGCGCUACGAGUAGAUGCUCAACUCUUGGAACAAGUGGAAGCACUUGAAGACAAAGUGGCUAACGCUAGUAUGCAAGUCAAAGGCUGGAAGCUACCACCGCGAGCAGGAACCGAGGAAGCCGAGGAAAUCGAGAAGUUAAACGAAAUGGAGAAGAUUAACGCGGUUGAACAAGCGCGGCAAAGGCUACUUUCUUUGGAGGCAGCUAUAGAAAGGAGAUACUUGAAACCACCUUUAGGCGUUUGCACGGGAGAUCCCAACUUGGCAGCCCUCAAGGCGGAACAGGCGGCGGCCGCUAACGCAAACUUGAAUAAUUCCGAGCAGAAUAACCAGGCGCCUGCACCACCAGAGGAAACAACGCCACGGGGUCUAAACACCUGGCGGGAAGCGACAGCACGAGCGCACACGUCGGCGCAACUUGCCAUGGCGCUUUACAUGCUCGAGGCCAGCAUCGCAUGGGACAAGAGCAUCAUGAAGGCUGUGAGUCUAACAACAGCUAGAAACUCGGUCUGCGCCAAGCUACGAAACCGCUGCGUCUCACUCAAAGCUACCAAUCAGUACAAACAGCUAUUGACUACUUCUCAGACCUCUAAUUGCCAGUUUUGUCAUAGUGGAGACAACGAAGAUAAACUGCUGCUCUGUGAUGGCUGUGACCGUGGCUACCAUACUUACUGUUUCCGUCCAAAAAUGGAAAACAUUCCUGAUGGUGACUGGUAUUGUCACGAAUGUAUGAACAAAGCAACAGGUGAACGUAAUUGUUUAGUGUGUGGAAAGAGAGUAGGUAAAAAUCUGGUCCUAUGCGAACUCUGUCCUAGGGCUUAUCACACUGACUGCCAUAAUCCUGUCAUGCCAAAAAUGCCACGAGGAAAAUGGUAUUGCUCUAAUUGCCACAGUAAACAACCAAAGAAGAGAAAUAGUAGUCGAAGGAGUCAUACCAAAGGGGGAGGCACCAGAGAAAGUGAAAGUUCUGAUCAUCCACCAGCUAGUCCAACGCCAUCAACGGCAUCGAACACGCACGUAGAGGAUGUCAGUUCGUCGGAACCGCCGACUCCUACCGCCUCACCACGGAAGGAGGGUAACAAUCGGACGCUCACGAAGAAGCAACAACGAGAGCUGGCGCCUUGUAAGAUACUCCUCGAACAGUUGGAGCAGCAGGACGAGGCCUGGCCGUUCCUCCUACCGGUGAACACCAAACAGUUCCCGACCUACAAGAAAAUCAUAAAAACCCCCAUGGAUCUCAGUACGAUUAAGAAGAAGUUGCAGGACUCCGCGUACAAGUCUCGCGAUGAGUUUUGCGCCGAUGUCAGGCAGAUGUUCAUCAACUGCGAGGUAUUCAACGAGGACGACAGUCCUGUGGGCAAGGCCGGCCACGGGAUGCGCAGUUUCUUCGAAAUGCGCUGGACCGAGAUCACCGGCGCACCGCCUCCGCAUCCACAAACACAUAGCUGAGGUUCGGUACGUUCGCGCAACACCUGCAACAGCUUCGCUCACUUCUACUAUUAGGAUAUGCGUCGCGAUCACCGACCGCGAUAGACCGACAGUCGUCGAAAGGAACUGAUCCAUCCCUCUACCACUUCACUUCCGAGCAUUAGUCGGCCUCGUUCUAGCGGCCGACAAAGUUUUUCCAUUUUAAUGGUAAUUUGUUGCGAACGCGGGUACAUUCUCGCCUAUCGUAUCAUCCAUUCUCGCUGUUCAUCAUAUACGCGAGUGCGUUUUUCUCGCGUUUCAUAAGAUGCUCUAGUACUCGGGUAUACUGUGACACGAACGUCUCGUACUUCAUUUCCUUGUUAGCACCUAUGACGCAGUUUUUGUCAAACUUACUCAUUGUAAAGUAUUAUAACGAGACGCUCUCAUAGCCGAUCGGACAUUCGGCUUCGGUUUAACGAAUAUUGAUAAAGAUGCGACAAGCUUCGCACUUAAGUCGAGAUCUUAGUCCACGGACAAGCACUUCUCGACAUCGACGUGAUUAAUCAGAUAGAAGCACGCGCGCAUCGUUUCGCUCCCUGUCGAUUGGGACGGAGCAAUGUGAAUGGUCAUUGUACUUACCGAUAAACAAGUGAACAUUUGCCUAAGCGACAAAAAUGUAAUUUGCGAUUGUAUUAUACGGGCUUAAUGCCGACGCAUCGUCGGCGAAAGAAAUAUUUUGCAAAGUAAUAAAUGUGAAAAAGAAAGAAGUUAUAUAUGUAUAUACAAAUAUAUAAAUAUGAAUAUGAAUAUAGUGUAUAUGCAUACAAAAUCUAUAUACAUAUAUUGUACACAUGUCACAACAUACAUACAUUCAAACGUACAUUUGCCCACGGAUGAGCACGAUAAGGGUAUUACUCGCCGUAGAAGUAGAAUAGACAAAACGAUGAACGAAGUUAAUGUUUGAAUUUGUAAUAUGAUAGUCUGAAUAAUCGAAUAUAAACGAAAUAAACUUUUUCUCAUAAAUUACAAAAAAAACCACUUUAUUCUCUUCAGCCCAAGAGGAGAUUGAAGGAAAAGAGGUUUAUUUCGAUCAUCCGGAUUGUCGUGCUACAAAUUGAAGAUAAGAUCUUAGCACCGUUUCGCAGAACCAUUUUGGCUUCUUAUGUUCUUUGCAUUUAGUUUCCAGUUUCAUUUACUUAUGAGUUAUAUGGAAGACGCAUGACGAUAUACGCAAAACGAGACUAUUUAUAAUAUAAACAAAGAGAAAGAAAAAAAAAGAAAAUAUUCAUAUUUUCACACAUCAGUAUUCUAAGACAAGGAUAUACAUAUGUCUUUACUGUGACAUUUGCGGAUAUUUAGAAUUUGGCAAAUUUAAAAUUAAUAAGUAUACGAUCUAACUAUCAUAACUACAAUUACUUUUUUUUUAAAAAGCAAAGAAAUUUAGACAGAUUAUAACGCGCCUAGUUAACGAUUAUUCUCCACUAAUUAAUUAAGUGUCGGAUCUUACGUACACUAUGUAUGAACGAUAUGUUUAAAUACUUUACUCGUAGAAAAAAAAGUGAAAUUUUUCUAGAAUACUCCGUUUACUUGAUUUUAUGCAACACAACGUCGUUUUCCGACUAGUAUACGUUGCGUGUGUAAAUCCAAAAUCUUCCACUGCCGUUAGAGAGAUUUGCAUUGCGUUAAGAUCAUUAACCCAAAAAUUUUAUUUAUUAUUUAGAAAUUGCUAACUAAUUUUUCCAUACGCAGGAAAUAUUGAUCAUUACCCUCGAAAGUGAUAGUGUUCAUCUAGCUUCUUAUUUUUCGUUCAUCGAGUGUCAUAAAAAUUCCGAAUCAGCGCAACAUAUACACAACAAAAAUUAGACAUUCAGAAAUGACAUCACCAGAAAUUGUAUGUCAGAUUAAUUAGCACGUUUAAAAAUACAAUCAGCAUGAAGAUUGUUCGAAUACAGUAAGAAGAACGCCGUGCACAACGCGCGCCUUUUUCGAAUUUUUAUGCGAGAGUAAUAAACGCGAUUGCGGUUUUGUUGUUAUUGAAAAGCUAAGUUUUCGUAUAAUUACUGUGCGUAGUAUUAUUAUUAUUAUAAUGUAAGAAUUAUAUUGCAAUUUUACCCCCGCAUCGAGCUCGACGACGCAGAGACUUGUGUCAGUUCUCUCCUACACUAACACGGAGUUUUCUAAGGACGACACUCGGCCGAUCGUCGAAAAAUCUUUCGAACGAAGUAUCGUCGCAGUGUUUGCCGUAGAAUAAAGUGCGAAGGGAUAAUAUAUCGCGCUGCGAACGAUAGAUUGUUAAAAUAAUGGCGAGUUUCUCCGAUUAAUAAUAAACGUGGUACCUUUGUGAAUGCGACCAUCUUACGCGAGACGGUGUCGACGAUGUAACGAGAGUACAUUAACACUUGUAUCUUGUUUUGUAUGUAAUUGAUGUACAUUAUUGCUCGUAAUAGCAAAAUAGUUGGUAAUAGCGAGAGAGACCCGGGAUGAGGGAGUUCAGCCGUAGUGUGACAUGCUAAAUGAUUACGGUUUAAAGAAAAAGGAAAAAAAAACAUUCGUAGCGUGUAAAAGUAUUAACUAGAGUAUAAAUGCCGACGGAGGAGCGACUACGAAGUAAAAAGUAAUUAAUAUUGUUCGGGGUGCGACUGAAACGGAGCGUCGUAAUUUAGGAACGAACAUCCGGUAAGAUCGCUGACGAAGUUGCGCAGUGACUAUAAAAUUCCGUAGCGUCUCAAUGCGUCGAGUGCCAAGACUUAGACCGUUAAUUACACUUGUGAGAAUUUGCUAAAAUGAUAAAGAUAAAAAAACUAAUCUCAUGGUUUUAACAAUUUAAUUAUUAGCGAUUACUAUCUCCACAGUUGAAGUGCAGCGGUCAAAUUCGUCGUAACUCGGGUACUCGGCGUAUUAAUUUGCGAAAGUUAUGACGAACAAUUUUAUUCUCUUCUUUCUUUUUCCUGUUUGUCCAUUUCGUUCUUGACGCCACGUGUGAUUUUAGCUUCUUCAGUAAAAAAAAAGGGGAACUGUUAGCUUUUGCAUGCGUUAAAACUUUUGCAAUGUGCGACGACAAGAGACUGCAAUUAGUUCAUACAUUCACUAAUGUAAAGCGCAAAUUGUGGGGCAUUUUAUUGAUCUUACCGGUUGUUCUUUGCCGGCCGUGCCGCUUGAAGCAUCGCGCCUCGCACCGUCAUACAGUAGCCGAUACAUUUAGACAUCUCAUACAUUCAGACGACAAAACCGACACGCAACAACAGAAACAAAUAAUUUUUUAAAAUUUAAUUAUUAUUUAAAUAGUACAGUUACAUUGUUAGUACGAAUAAAAACGACGCUUUUUAUACGAAUUUUAGUUUUUAAACGUCGAUCUUACGAUACAUAUAUAUAGUAUAUAUAUGUAUAUAUGUAUGUGUGUGUGUGUAUGUAUAUAUACAUACAUAUAUAUAUAGUAUAUAAAAAUGAGAGAGACAAUGGUAAUAGAGUAAUAAUAAUUGAUAUCGAUUAACGGAGCGGAUAAAGAGAAACGAAGGAAAUGUGUGGGAAGAGAACAAGUGAGCGAGUACGAGAAUGAAAGAAAAAAGAGAGAAAGGUAAAUAAGAGUGUAUGUGUAUGAAUAAAAGUGAGAGAGAACGAGAGAAAAGAAAGAGAGAGAGAUGUUUAAGUUAGGUGAUUGUUUGUCUAUCGUAUACACGAAGGCAUACGUUAGGUAGCCUCGAUGCUAUUUAAACAGACUUAAUUAAUGUAUUGCAAAUGAAUUAAUAAAGUGUAAGCGAAGCGUGUAUCUAUA
Solenopsis invicta (red fire ant) is the source of this 12033-nucleotide messenger RNA. RefSeq names its product bromodomain adjacent to zinc finger domain protein 2B. Gene Ontology annotation, molecular function: DNA binding; protein binding. The transcript has 32 exons. The record is from RefSeq and is a predicted model, not a curated record. Lineage: Eukaryota; Metazoa; Arthropoda; Insecta; Hymenoptera; Formicidae. The coding region runs from base 1305 to 8303 and encodes 2332 amino acids.